This is a messenger RNA of Acanthaster planci (crown-of-thorns starfish), 5643 nucleotides long. Its product is annotated as ATP-binding cassette sub-family C member 4-like. NCBI's taxonomy places the organism in Eukaryota, Metazoa, Echinodermata, Asteroidea, Valvatida, Acanthasteridae. The record is from RefSeq and is a predicted model, not a curated record. Gene Ontology annotation, biological process: monoatomic ion transport; transmembrane transport. Gene Ontology annotation, molecular function: ABC-type transporter activity; chloride channel activity; ATP hydrolysis activity. Gene Ontology annotation, cellular component: membrane.
AGCAAUCAUGGCUGUCCAUGACGGUAAGCUUACUUCAUCAGCAGCAGACAAUAAGAAGUGCAACAGCGAGUCCCAGGCAACUGACCCAUCAAGGGAAUCAUGCCAGAGCGGAAGACAGCCACAUCCAUUGCUGGGGGCUGGCCUAUUCUCCCAAACAUUCUUCACUUGGAUGUUUGGAUUUUUUCGUCGAGGGUAUAAGAGACCUCUCGUAGAGGAGGACCUGUAUGAUGUUUUGCCCGACCACUCUGCAGGUGUGUUAGUGAGUAAACUCGAAAGUGAAUGGAAUAAAGAAUUGAACAAAAGUAAUAUCACAGGGAGAUCUCCGUCCCUCCCGUGGGCGUUGUUCAGGGUAUUUGGUGUGAAGUUUAUGCUCUACAGUUUUCCCGCUUUCAUUGAGGAGGUCAUCUUGAAGAUGGUUCAGACGGUCAUGUUGGCCCGUCUUAUUUUGUACUUCUCAACCGACCUCGUGUCAACCAAUGAGGCAUACUUGCAAGCUGUCGGUCUCUCGUUGACCUCCCUGGGUUUCGUUGUUGUCCACCACUAUUCUUUCUUCGGAUUCGGCUUGACGGGGAUGAUGAUCAGAACAGCUUGCUCGGCCCUCGUCUUCAGAAAGGCCCUAAAACUCAGCAAUGUUGCACUUGGAGAAACCGCAGUUGGUCAGCUAGUGAACAUCCUCUCCAAUGACGUCAACAAAUUUGAUCAGGUCUUUUUGUUCCUAACUUACCUGUGGAUAGCACCAAUCCAGCUGACUGUGAUGAUCGUCUUGUGCUGGCGAGAGAUUGGAGUUUCCUGCUUGGCAGGUAUCUCCGUCAUAAUCUUGAUGGCGCCCUUUCAAGUUUAUACUGGGAAGCUGUUUUCUAAACUCAGAUCCAAGACAGCCUUGUUAUCGGAUGCAAGACUCCGUGUCAUGAAUGAGGUGAUAUCAGGGAUGCGUGUCAUCAAGAUUUUCGCCUGGGAACAAGCCUUUGAGAAACUAGUCACUGAAAGACGACGUGAGGAGAUACGCAAGAUACUGCACACCUCUUACUUACGCGCAGUAAUCUAUGCCUUCCUGAUCGAUGGCGCCCUACUGACCACAUUCGUAACGUUCCUGGUCUACGCAUCGCUUGGUAACCCUGUCACGUCGUCCAAGGUGUUCCCGGUUCUCUCGCUCCUCUACAGGACCCGAACCUGUCUGUGCGAAUACUUCCCGCUAGGCUUGAUUAACAGGGCGGAGGGACUCGUCUCCAUGCUUAGGAUUCAGAAAUUCCUACUCAUGGGAGAGAUUGAGAGACAUGCCAGUGAGGCCAGUGUAGAAAAUAACGCCAAUGUUCAGAGGGGAAACCCCGCAAUUACGUUGGACGAGACUGCUGCAGAAGGCACUGUUGCUGACAGGGAAGCUAGCAAUGCGAGCGUCACGGAAGUUUGGACGGGUAUCUCACAACGCCUGGAUCGAGAAGCACGAGUACAUAGCAUGGGCUGUCUGAUUGACCCCAAGAGCGAUCAGGUGAUCAGAGGGUACGUUGGACCUGCUGGAAUCCACGAGGAAGAGGAUCUAAGCAAGCCUGAACCUUUGGCAGACAGGAAAGACUGGAAAGGGAUUGUUAUGAGGAAUGUGUACGCAUCGUGGAAUAAGAAUGUCAGCAAUAGUGUACUUCAAAACAUCAGUUUUUGCGUUAAGCCUGGAGAGCUUCUGGCAGUAAUUGGUCCCGUUGGAUGUGGAAAGUCUUCCCUCUUGAUGACCCUGCUGGGUGAGCUUCCUACUGUAUCAGGAGUCAACAACGUGAAUGGUCAGGUGGGCUACGUGGCCCAGCAGCCCUGGAUCCUGUCCUGCUCACUUCGGGACAAUAUCCUUUUCGGGAGUGGGUACGAGCCAACCAAGUACAAGCGAGUUAUUGGGCAAUGUGCGCUCACCAGGGAUGUUGAGCUGCUACCUCAUGGAGAUCAGACACUGGUCGGUGAGCGUGGUGUGACCCUUAGUGGAGGUCAGAGGGCAAGGGUCAGCUUAGCAAGGGCCCUGUACAGCGAAGCUGAUGUUUAUCUCCUGGAUGAUCCGCUUAGCGCAGUGGAUCCGACAGUUGGAAGACACCUCUUUGAAACGUGCAUUCUUCAUCAGAUGAGAGACAGGGCUCGAGUCCUCGUCACUCACCAGCUACAGUUCCUGGACAAAGCCGAUAAGAUUCUCAUUCUGAAACAGGGCAGUACAGCUGGUUAUGGGACCUACCGCCAGCUACAGGAGGAAGGAGUGGACUUCGCGACUUUCCUGAAGAAGCAAUCUGAGGACGUUGAUUACGCUGGAGAAAAGCAGAUGGUCCUCAAACACCACACACGUGAAAGAAACAUAUCAACUCACGACAAUGCUUCGUUUUCUCCUGUCCAGGAUGAGGUGGAGACACCCAUCAACAUCAGUCCAGAAGAGAAAGCGGUGGGUGUUGUUGAUUGGAAGGUGUACAUCCGGUACAUUCGGGCAGCAGCAGGAUUAUUCUUCUUGUUCGUCUGGGUGAUUGUCGCGGUCGGUGGGCAGGCGUUGCUGACAUUUACGGACUUCUGGUUGGCUACGUGGGCCUACGAGGAAGAGAAGGAUUUAGCCGUCAGAAAUCAGGAUAACCAGAAUGAUACCACAUUCGACCAACAGCCGCACUACAUCAGGAUUUACGCCAUCUUGUGUGGAGGAUCAACGCUUGUUGUGUUCGUCCGUAGCUUUCUAUUCUUCCAUUUGUUUGUGAGUGCCUCUAAGGCCCUUCACAACCAAGUGUUUGCUGAUGUCAUCAGAGCACCCAUGCAGUUCUUCGAUAAAAAUCCAGUGGGUCGGAUUCUGAAUCGCUUUUCGAAGGAUAUUGGCUUCAUGGAUGAUCUCCUGCCUGCAACGUUUUCGGAUUUUCUGCGGAUUUCCUUGGAUACCAUAGCCUACAUCAUCUUGAUUUCCACCUUCAAUCCUUUCUGCCUCGCUUUCACCCUCCCGAUUGUCAUCGUGUUUUUCCUCAUAAGGAGAUUCUAUUUAGCCUCCUCUCGAGACGUCAUGAGAUUAGAGGGAAUAGCUCGCAGCCCUGUAUUUUCCCACCUGUCGGUCACUCUGACCGGUCUAAGCACGGUCCGGGCGUUCAAGGCCCAGCAGCGCUUCACUGCGGACUUUGACAGGUACCUGGACAGCCACACCCGGGCCUGGUUCCUCUUUCUGGCGACGUCACGCUGGCUCGGAGUGCAGCUGGAUUUCCUCAGUUCUUUGUUCGUCUGCGGAGUUAGCUUUACUUGCAUUUUGACCGCUGGUUUCCUUAAUCUGAACUCGGGCACUGUCGGCCUGUCGUUGACGUACGCCAUCAGCCUACUGGGGGUGCUUCAAUGGGCGGUUCGGCGGAGUGCAGAGUUAGAAAAUCAAAUGACAUCUGUGGAGCGAGUGUGUCAAUAUAUUGAUAUCAAGCCCGAAGCUCCGUUGGAGACUGACCUUAAACCGCCUCCUGACUGGCCGCAAGAUGGAGGCAUUACGCUCCAUGAUACUUCCUUGAGAUAUACUCCUGACGGGCCACAAGUGCUGCAAAAUAUCAGCUGCUCCAUCAAGCCAAGAGAAAAGGUGGGCAUCGUGGGCAGGACAGGGGCGGGUAAGAGCUCCCUGAUGACAGUGUUAAUGCGACUGGCCGAACCCACGGGUACCAUCAUGAUAGACGGUGUCAACACGGCCCCGAUAGGGCUGCACGACCUCCGAAAGAAGGUCUCCUUCAUACCACAGGACCCACUUCUGUUCAGUGGAACACUAAGGAAAAACCUCGAUCCAUUUGGUGAGCACGCUGAUUGGGAUUUAUGGAGAGCUAUUGAAGAGGUGGAGUUGAAGCCAGCAGUGGAAGAGCUUCCUGACAAGCUAGAGGCAGUCCUGACAGAGGGAGGCACCAACUUAAGCGUGGGUCAGAGACAGCUGCUGUGCCUGGCCAGGGCCAUCCUACGUCAAAACAAGAUCCUGAUAGUGGACGAAGCCACGGCCAACGUGGACGUCAGAACUGACAGGUUGAUCCAGGCUACUAUCCGACAGAGGUUCAAACACUGCACGGUCCUGACCAUAGCUCAUCGCCUCAACACCAUCAUGGACUCUGACAAGGUCAUGGUACUUGACGCAGGGCGACUGAUCGAGUUUGAAGAGCCUUACAUUCUUCUCCAGAAGGAGGACGGUGCCUUCACCAGGAUGGUCCAGGAGACGGGCAAGGCUGAGACAGCCGAACUCAUCCAGAUUGCUGCUGACAAACACGCGGAGAAAGCUGCCAACGACCCAGAAGACGUCGAUGUAUCAGCCUGCCUGUACCAUUGAAAACGACCGCCAUGAUGGGCGCAAAGUGACAACAUAUAACUCAAAAAAGAAUGAUCAUAUUACAUCUGUUUUGCGAGCUUUACAUUGGUUGCCAAUAAAGCAGAGGUGUAAAUUUACACUUUUGUGCUUGGUUUUUAAAUUUUGAAUAGUAAAGCUCUAGUGUACCUUAAAGAUGUCCUUAACAUUAGAGUAACUAAUCGAGAGUCACGCUCAAUGUCAGCCGGCAAAACUCAGCUCUACCAACCAGUGGAGAGAGUUGCCAGUUUCUAUAGCGAUCAGGCUUCUUCAUUUUGCGCACCUCGAUUAUGGAAUAACCUGCCGGUUUCAGUGUAUCAGUUUCAAUCGUAUGAUGGUUUUAAAAGGCGUCUGAAAACCCUCCUUUUUAAUGAGUAUGUUAACCAAUUUUAAUUCUUAUAAAUGGGUCAUUAGGGAGAGAUUUUGUGGUAAAUUUUCUGGCCUUAGAGAGACAUCGGUCAUUAGGGAGACGUCUCCCUAUAAUGCCCCAUCUACCAGAAGGAGGUCGAAUUUUAUCGUCCAAAUUUUGAGAGAUGAUCGAUUAGGGUCUAAAUUGAAAACAUGCAAAGUUUCGUUCAGAUCAGAUUAGGGAAUAUUUAAUUAUGGGACAGUAAAGUUUGUACACGUGCGGAAACAGGUAAUAGGUUGCGGACUGCGGAUUGCGGAUUAUUUAAUAAGUGUUCUUUUAAAAUUGUAUUUUGUUUUAUUCUUUUGUAACUCUUGUAUAAAAUAAGACAAUUGCAAUUGUGUAAACAUAGUCAUUAUAUAAGCUAAAGAAGUAGUAGGAAAUAGCCGGUUCUCUGUCAUAUUGAAUUCCGCGACCCUAAAAACUCAUUCUUUCUCUCCAAAACUGGAGACGUUGCUUUGGGGCCCACCCCAGUCUCUAAAACUCGCGGCUGUACCGCGUCGCUUUGCUAAGAACCCAAGCCCCCGGAGCGCAGUCUCGAGUUUUAAAAAGGUGGUCGGUCUGGAGACCAGGAGCCAGAAGGGACGCAGCAGAAUUUUCCAUUGCAAUGUCUCCUGCUGCCACAGCUAAAUCAUGUUGACGGUGGCCAUCAUUGUGCGUGCAGCUAGAUAGGUGUAAGAGACGGAGAAGGCUUUUGGGCUUGAAGAUUGAGUUGGACUAAAAAUAAGUAUGUGAUUUAUAGGUUAGAGAAUGAGAGAAAAGUAAACAUUCUAUCGUUUGAGGAGCUGGUUUAGGCGUGUUUCAAGAAAAAACAAGUGAACAUUUCGACUUGGUUGCUUUUACCGUACUCUGCAAUUUAACGAACACCAUUUUAAUUCCAUUUUUUCACCUCUGGGAUUACACCAAGUACACAGUGUAAUGAAUAAAUGUCGGUUUGGGGCAAAACCAA